Hemibagrus wyckioides is the source of this 6549-nucleotide messenger RNA. It is a transcript of the gene grid2ipa, whose product is annotated as glutamate receptor, ionotropic, delta 2 (Grid2) interacting protein, a. The transcript is spliced from 24 exons. The record is from RefSeq and is a predicted model, not a curated record. Gene Ontology annotation, molecular function: protein binding. Gene Ontology annotation, biological process: regulation of DNA-templated transcription. Bases 281 to 5524 code for a protein of 1747 amino acids. Lineage: Eukaryota; Metazoa; Chordata; Actinopteri; Siluriformes; Bagridae.
CAUGUCCCAGAUUUCUGAUCAGUGCUCUGCAUGAGGGCCAGGGCUAGACAAACUUAGUAGAGGAUGCACAGCCUUGCUUGGAAAGACCGUGUCUAUGUUCUCCUACACACUCCGUUCUUCUCCACAGCUUAUCCUGGGCUUAAGCUGCAGGUCUGAUGGAGCUUUGAUAGACUUUGUAAAUGGUUUUAAGUGUUUGGUAGUGACUGAGCUGACUUUCCUCUGGCCCUUGGGUUUCCCACACUAACUCUGAUACAAAACCCAAAAUAACACACCUGCAACCAUGAUGAGAAGAUUUCUGAAGAGCCAGAAGGGCCGCUUUUCGCUCCGCCAAAGCCGUUCGGGUUCCCGCAGCGCCUCCAAGGACUUCUACCCAAAUCCUCAAGUGCUCAGGGACUUCCCCUUAAACAUUGAACUGGCUCUUCCGGCAAAUAACCAGGGCUGGCCUGAGGACUUUGGAUUCAAGCUAGGUGGAGAUGGACCUAGCUACAUCCUCUCUGUGGUGGAGGGCAGCAGUGCCUACAUGGCAGGUCUGCAGCCUGGUGACCAGGUGUUAGAAAUUGAUGGCCAGAACGUUGCCUCUCUCAGCACUAAAGCUCUCAUCGCCUUGGCCCAAACUCUCAAAACUGUACCUCCAAGCAUCGGGGUUGUGUCCCGCAUUGAACAGCUGGACAUCACUCCAGGACCUGAUGGUCGCUUUGGUUUCACCAUUGUUGGAGAUUGCCCCUUGUUGGUGGAGGACUGCAUGCUCAACUCUCCAGCGGGCCGCAGUGGGUUACGGGCAGGGGACUACGUGAUGGAGGUGAAUGGAAUUCCAGUGAAGCACCAUGAGAUGGCUGCAGCCAUGAUUAAGGCAUCACAGGGGCGGACACUGCGCCUUGGCGUGCUCAGAAUGAACCGUUGGCAAAAACGCACUAGCAGCAGCAUGAAAGAGACGUACCAGAGUGGAGAUAUAGUCCGGCAGGACCGCAAACACAAAGCUCUGGAGUUUAACAAGAAGGUUGAGGAGAUUUUAGGUGAGGAGCCAGUGGUGAAGGAGAGGCUUUUUGACCUGUUGAAGCAAUAUGCCUCGGAGAGGGAUGUGGAGCAGCUGGCAUCCACACUCCCUGAGAUACUGAUCACUGAGGAACAUCAACAGCUGAUUGACAGCAUCAGGAUCUUCAUCCCCAAGAAGCACCGGCAGCGUUUUGAUGAAGUGGUCUCUCAGAGCCUGAUCAGCCGCCUGAGGGGCCGCAGUUUUAGUGAGCACAGGCAGAGUGGACUGCGCCGCAGCCGCAGUGAGGAUCACCCUGAACGACUGCUGGUGUCCACACGGGCCAGCUCAGUGCCACGCACUGCCCAUGAGGAUGGUGUUAUUCCCCCAUCUCGUGGCCUUCGCAAAACGACUUCGCUCAUUGCUGGCCAUUCUGGCGCCAUCAGCAACCGCAGGACAGUGCGGGUCUACAAGGGAAACCAGAGUUUUGGCUUUACCCUACGUGGCCAUGCUCCCGUGUGGAUUGAUUCAGUUAUUCCAGGUAGUCCAGCUGAGAAAGCAGGCCUCAAACCUGGAGAUCGCAUCCUAUUUCUCAAUGGCCUUGACAUGAGGAACUGUGCCCAUGAGAAGGUGGUAGCAAUGUUGCAAGGCAGUGGAGCCAUGCCUUCCCUUGUGGUAGAGGAUGGCCCUCCGGCCUUCGUGCUGGCGGAACCUGAGGUUCUGGAGGCAUCUCCACGUUCACGCUCUCCUGUGCUUAGCUCCCUGCAGUGGGUGGCUGAAAUUCUGCCACCCAGUAUCCGUGUGCAUGGGCGCACUUUUAGUCAGCAACUUGAGCACCUGCUUACCCUGCAAGAGAGAUACACCAUCUGCAAGUCCCUCGAGGCUUUCUUCCAACACAGGAAUGUAGAUACUCUGAUCGUGGAUGUGUUUCCAAUCCUGGAUACUCCAGCUAAGCAGGUGAUCUGGCAGUUUAUUUACCAGCUGCUGACCUACGAAGAGCAAGAACAUUGCCAGAGCAAGAUCUCACGCUUCCUUGGUUAUAAAGUCACAUUGCCUGUGGCAGAGCCAGAACCACCAGCUCCAGAGCCGCACCGGCGUAGUAGCUCUAUGAAGGUGACGGGCACCACCUACCGGAGCAGUGUGAGAGGUCGUAGUUCAGAUGAUCUGGUCAUUGGCACUCACCUGGGAAUGGGGAUCCGUACUGAGCCUGUUGAGUUGACUUCAAUGAGACUUGCUCCUGGAGAAAGACAGUCUGGAGAUGGGACAUCUCUACCAGAGACACCCAACAACCUCACUAAUCUCUCUGCUGUAUAUGCUGAGCUGGAGAAUGUGCAUGUAGGCAAGAGGUCUAAAUCUCUGAAGAGCCGCCCUCCUCCUGCCCCCGAAACAUUGAUUGACAUCUACCCUCACCCAUCUAUCCAGUCUGUCAGAGCUAAAUCUUCUUCUCCUUCUGUACGGGCUAGUUCAGGCAGUCGUAAACUAACAUCAGUCCAGCCUCCCCCUCCUCCUCCUCCACCUCCCCAACCCUUAUGGACUGAGCCCUUGCCCAGUCCCCAGGGCCUGUGCUAUCCUCAAGAGCUUCCAUCCCAGGGGACUGCAGAGUCUAACCCCUACAUUAGCCUGGACAGCCCGCCAUUAUCACCACCAUCUCCCCCUGAUUAUCCGCCGAGCCCUCCGGACUACCAGCCUAGUCCUCCCAUCCGGAAGAAGCGUUACACGUUUUCCCGUCCCCCCCGAAGUGCUGACACAGACCUGUUCAUGGAGGCCCUUACAGAGCAGCUUGGUCAGCAGCUAUCUGUUGAUGACUUUUUGUCUCCAGAAAAUGAUUACGAAGAGGAUGUGGUCCAGAUGACCCUCCAAGACGAAGAGGAUGAGGAAAUAGAGGAUGAAGAUGAGGAGGAAGAUGAAGGCCCUUAUAUCCCUCCUGAGCUCAGUAGUGCCAGUGAGAUGCAUAGUAGUAGUGAGGAUGCAAGUUCCCUCACAUACUCAUCCAGCUCUGAGCACAUUCCACCUCCACCUCUCACCCCACCUCCCCCACCUCCUGUUCAGUUUAAUGAUCCACAACCUUCUACCAAUUUCACUCCUGAUCAAACACCCCGACAGUUAACUUUUCGCCGACACCCAGGACCUCCACCUCCACCCCCUCCUAGGGCCAAUCCACCUCCAAAGCGACAGUCUUUUAACAAGGUGCUUCCUGCACGGGAGGAGUUUAUGGUCCAUCAGGUUAUCCAGGAAGCCCAGUCUCUACCAGUCCAACCAACAAGUGGGCACUCCCAGCACCCCAUACAGCAGAUGCACCAGUCCUUGCCUCCAUUGCCUUCCCCAGACAUAUCUCCGUCUGCCGUCCAUAGCCAUAUGAUGUACCAAAUGCAUCACCAAGCUCAACAAAAUCAACAAGAUCAACAGGUUUAUCAAAUUCAUCAGAGUCAUCAGGGUCAGCACAGUCACCAACUUCAUCAAGCUCAACAGAGCCGUCAAAUGCAUCAAAGCCACCAAACUCAUAAUACCCACCAGACUCAACUAUCUAGCUCCAUGGACAGGCUUGACAAAAUUGAGAGAAUGGAACUGUCUGAUAGACAUAUUUAUGAGGUUUACCAGCCUCAGCCAAUGCAUCCAGGUCAUCAGACCCCCCUUAGUCAUCAACAAAGUCAUCAAGUUCACCUAUCAAGCUCCAUGGAUAGGCUGGAUAGAUUGGAGAGGAUUGAACACUUAGAACGAAUGGAACGUUUAGAACGUAUGGAACGGAUGGAGCGGAUGGAACGGAUGGAAAGGUCUGAGAGAGCUGAAAGGAGAGCUGAAAUUCAUCAGGCCCAUGUGUCUCAACCAAACCCCCAGGCUAUUCGCCAAACUCAACAGACGCCACAACCUCAGUCAGGUUAUCCCAGUCAACACCAAGUUCAUCAGCUUCAUCAUGUCUACCAACCAAACCAACCUUCCCCACUUAUCCACCAACCUCAUCACAUUCAUCAGAUCGAGCACAUCCAUCAGACCCAGCUUGUCCAAUCUGCUCCUCAGUACCAUGUCAUCCACCAGCCCCAGCAACCUCACCAGACCCAGAUCCUCUCUACCUUCCAGCCUCUGCCUCCACAUCAGCAAAUAUCACAACAGCAAACACAACAGCAGCAGCAGCAACAGCAGCAGUCACAGCAGCACCAUCAGUCACAUCCAGUCCACCCUACAUCCCAAGCCAGACAGAGUCCUCAUCCCAUUCAGCACCAACGCCAUCAGCAUCACCAUGAAGUUCAAUCUCACACACAGCCUCAACCUCAGUCCCAGCCUCAAGAGGUAUCUCCUAUGGAGCCUCCUCCACCUCCACCUUUGCCACCUCCCUGUGUGCCCCCUCCCUUGCCCCGGUCCUCACCAAAUAAAUCAGACUCCAGUCACAUGAAUGUAAAGAGGCUACGCUGGGAACAAGUUGAGAACUCUGAAGGAACUAUCUGGGGACAGUUGGGAGAAGACUCUGAUUAUGACAAGCUCAGUGACAUGGUAAAAUAUUUGGACUUGGAAUUGCAUUUUGGCACACAGAAGAGUCCAAUCUCUAUUCCAGAACCUGCACCUCAGCCGGAGACAUUCAAAAGAAAAGAUGUGAUUGAGAUUCUUUCGCAUAAGAAAGCCUACAAUGCGUCCAUCUUGAUUGCCCAUCUGAAGCUGUCACCAGGUGAGCUGCGUCAGGUGCUAAUGACAAUGUCGACCAAUCGCCUGGAGCCAGCACACAUCAAGCAGCUACUACUGUAUGCACCUGAUGAUGAAGAGGUCAAGCAAUAUGCACAGUAUGCUGAUAACCCUAGCAAGCUUAGUGAGCCAGAUCAGUUUGUCUUACAGAUGUUGUCCGUACCUGAGUAUAAGACCCGUCUGAAGAGUCUGCAUUUUAAAAGUGUGCUGCAGGAGAAAACUGAGGAGAUGAAAAUAGGAUAUGAGUACAUCUACAAGGCCUCACUGGAGCUCAAAAACAGCAGAAAACUAGCAAAGAUUUUGGAGUUUGUUCUUGCCAUGGGGAAUUACUUAAACAAUGGCCAGCCCAAGGGAAGUAAGACCACUGGCUUCAAGAUCAAUUUCCUUACUGAACUUGCUACCACCAAAACUGUGGAUGGAAAAUCUACAUUUCUGCAUAUCCUGGCCAAAUCAUUGUGCCAACAUUUUCCUGAAGUCCUGGACUUUGCCAAAGAACUCAUGACUGUCCCACUUGCAGCCAAAGUUAAUCAGAGAAACAUCACCUCUGAUAUGAAUGAUCUGCACAGCACCAUCCAAGACAUCCGCUUUGCUUGCCAGAAGAUGCCAGCCACUGCUGAGGACCGCUUUGCUGUUGUUAUGAGUGGUUUUCUGGAGAACAGCCACCCUGCUGUGCAGUCUCUGGAGUCUCUACAGCAGAGAGCUAUGGAGGAAUUCUGUAAGGUGGCCUCCUUCUUCGGCGAGGACGGCAAGAUCACCACCACCGAGGCUUUCUUUGGCAUCUUUGCUGAAUUCAUUUCAAAGUUUGAUAGAGCCGUAAUGGAGAACCAGGCUGCUGAAAAUCCUCCACGCAGUCCUCGCAUGGUGUCUCCCCUAGCAUUGUGACAGGACACCUAAAUACACACACACACACACAUGCAUACUCUAAACACAUUAAUACAAAGGUACACACAAACCCAUACACUGUACAUGCACUAAAAUCCUUUCAACAUACUAACAAACACAGAAAAACCUGGGAAAACCUCCUAUAGUUCCUAUUCAGACAGUACAUGCUCUCAUACUGACGUCACUACACACAUUUUUGAGCUACAUAGGCUACAUGGAGUUUUCUCAACAUGUUCAGACUAAAUAAAAACGACUAAAGACAAGUCUUAAGUUCGAAGAGCAUAUUAGCAUUAUACAGUGUGGCUACUGCAUUUAAUGUACACUCAAACUUAGAUGCGGAACUGAAUCAACUGUGGAAUGUGAAGAGGACUGUGAAUGAAAUUCUACCCAAAAAAAAAACAAAACUGGUGUUUUGCAUAUAAAUGCUCUCACAUGGUAAUUCAUGAGGGCUUUAUUUAACGGAUUACAUCGAUUCUUCUACUGUAGAAUGUACGUCUAUAGACCUUGGACACUUUGGACAUAACAUUAUAUUUCUUAUAGAGAUAUAUGACAGAUUUAUGAUAAUUCUAAGUAAUGUAACUUAAAGUGGUUCCUUAUAUAGUAGCGUGCAAAUUAUGAAAUAAACGGAUAUUACUGUAUAAGAGUUAUUGUAAGAGUUUCUAUAGGUAGUUUUUAUUGUAAUAUGGCACAUCAGAUGUAAUUAUGAGAGACUUAGAUAAGCUUUCCUCAAUAUUCUCUUUUUUUUUGUGGUCAUCCAUAAUGAAUGUUGUACAUGCAGGUUUACAUUGAUCUGACUGUCUGAAUCCAAACUGCUUUUUGUAUUCAAUUCAAUUUAUUUGUCUAGCACUUUUAACAAUGGACAUUGUCUCAAAGCAGCUUUACAGAGCUCAUUGUUAUAACAAGGGUUUUUUUCAUUCCUGUUUUUGUAUUUGGUUUAUCAUCUGCUAAAUGUAAAACAGAAUAUAAGGGUUUUUUUGUUUUGUUUUGUUUUUUUUGCUUUCUUUUGGUUUUUAUGAGAAAAGUAA